GUAAACUAUAAGCUACGACUUGAUGAGAGAACUAUGAUUACAUUUAAGUACAUACACACACUAGCUUCAAUACUGUGGGGAGUGUAGAACGUCAGCUUUUGUAUCAGGAAGCUAUUUGAAACGAACUAGAUAGAGUGGAACCUUUCAAAACAGUGAGUAGAGUUGCCUUUUCCAAGUGCUGUGUGGUGGGGGCAUUGCUCGGGGUGUAAGUGAUGAGGGCAUUGCUCGGGGUGUAAGUCUUGAGCAUAACACUUGUUGGCCACACUGUCCAUGUCCGUAACUGGCUGAGGUGUGUAACUGUUCCUGAUGACAUGUCUUUAACCUCUGCGCCUGGUGCUGUGCCGCACUGCUUCCCCUACCACACCACACCUUGGUCAGACCACCUCCGUUAGCUUGUCCGCCUUCUGUAAAUACACCUUUGCUUUCCUGUCCUCGGCGCUGUGAAUGUGGUGGUGGUGGUGGUGAUGGUGGUGCCGUGGUGCAGCCCGAGCCAGAGGACGCGUGGGGGGACUGGGUCACUUUCUCGCCCUCACAGAUCACCGCCCACGACGACGCCUUGUUCAGGGUGUUCGCCAGAGAUGCGGACGUGGGCAUGAACGGUGACCUGGACUACAGCAUCAGGACCGGCAUGGGCAAGAAGGGCCGCUUCAAGAUCCACCCGAAGACUGGCCAAGUGUACAGCAACAAGGCCUUUCCCCCGAGCAAGACCUUCGAUUUGAUGAUCCAAGUGAAGGACAACGGGGCGCCGCAGCUGACGGCCACCACGCGGGUCCUCGUGCGUGUGAUGGACGUGCCCGUGGAGUCUCCCAACCCGCCGGUCCUGCAGCCGCCGCCCCCCGCCCACGUGAUGGAGACGGACGCGCCGGGCCACCUGGUGUCCUUCAUCAACGCUCAGGACCCGGAUAACGACACCUUGUGGUACUACAUCACAGGUGAGGGACAUAUAGGGUCGCAUUCUUAACCCGGUAGCAGCGACGGGCCAAAUUUGUGCCAUGAUAUAAACCCCCAAAACAGAUGAUACAUAAUCUGAUCACAAAUGCAUUGAUAUAUAUUAUGAAAUGGUUUGUGUGAGGGGUGAUUUUUUCUCAUUUUUCUCGCUUGGAGGGACCAUUAAGA
Molecule: messenger RNA, 1116 nt
Organism: Eriocheir sinensis (Chinese mitten crab)
Lineage: Eukaryota; Metazoa; Arthropoda; Malacostraca; Decapoda; Varunidae
Product: fat-like cadherin-related tumor suppressor homolog
Exons: 3
Coding region: 593-961 (122 amino acids)
Biological process (GO): homophilic cell-cell adhesion
Cellular component (GO): membrane
Molecular function (GO): calcium ion binding
Source: RefSeq, a predicted model, not a curated record